Molecule: messenger RNA, 952 nt
Organism: Cyprinus carpio (common carp)
Lineage: Eukaryota; Metazoa; Chordata; Actinopteri; Cypriniformes; Cyprinidae
Product: zinc finger protein 723-like
Exons: 1
Coding region: 16-795 (259 amino acids)
Biological process (GO): regulation of transcription by RNA polymerase II
Molecular function (GO): DNA-binding transcription factor activity, RNA polymerase II-specific; RNA polymerase II cis-regulatory region sequence-specific DNA binding
Source: RefSeq, a predicted model, not a curated record
AAUUUCAACAUUAACAUGAGAGUUCAUACUGGAGUGAAACAGUUCACAUGUGAUCAGUGCGGGAAGAGUUUCUCACAAUCAUCACACCUUAAGGAUCACAUAAACAUUCACACUGGAGAGAAACCAUACAAGUGUUCACAUUGUGACAAGAGAUUCAGUCGGUCAGGAAAUCUGAAAACACAUGAGAGGAUCCACACUGGAGAGAAACCGCACACAUGUGAUCAGUGCGGGAAGAGUUUCACAAUAAAAGGACAACUUUCAGCACAUAUGAGAGUUCAUACUGGAGAGAAACCAUACACAUGUGAUCAAUGUGGGACAAGUUUCACACAAGCAGGACAUCUUAAGAAUCACAUGAAGAUCCACACUAGAGAGAAACUGAACACAUGUGAUCAGUGCGGGAAUAUGUUUUUAAAUGCUUCAGCCCUAAAGCAGCACAUGAAUGUUCAUACAAAGGAGAAACCACAUUCAUGUCAUUUGUGUGGAAAGAGUUUUUUAUGUCUACAAAGUUUGAAAGAACAUCAGAAAUUGCAUACUGCUGUGAGAGAGUACAUGUGCUUUGAAUGUGAAAAGACUUUUACUUCAGCUAAGUGUUUAAAACUGCACCUGAGGAUCCACACUGGAGAAAAACCUUACAAGUGUUCACACUGUGACAAGAGAUUCAAUCAGUCAGCAACCCUGAAAAAACAUGAGAGGCUCCACACGGGAGAGAAACCGUAUCCCUGCACCGCAUGUGGGAAGUGUUUCAAUAAUUCAUCUGCUUUACACAGACACACAAAAAACAUUCACAGUAAAUAGAUCAUCUUCAGAUCCAGCACUUUCAGAUCUGAUGCUCUGUCCUUAACAAAUGUGACACAAUAAUGAAUCAAGCAAUAAAAUAUAAUCCGGAUAAAUCAAUCCAUUACAAGCGACAUGACAAAGAAACAUUAUCCUUUUUUUUUUUUUUUUUUUUUUU